Messenger RNA from Epinephelus fuscoguttatus (brown-marbled grouper), 3291 nucleotides. Its product is annotated as E3 ubiquitin-protein ligase TRIM21-like. Gene Ontology annotation, molecular function: zinc ion binding; protein binding. Lineage: Eukaryota; Metazoa; Chordata; Actinopteri; Perciformes; Serranidae. The transcript has 2 exons. The record is from RefSeq and is a predicted model, not a curated record. Bases 113 to 1753 code for a protein of 546 amino acids.
UGAAAGUAACUCAGAACAACAACACUGCUGCAGUCGAUACUAGUCUCUCUGUCUCUUUCAUUAAACAACUUCAGGUCAACAGUAGCCUACAACGGAGUCUCUAAAUUCAAACAUGGCAGCAGCCAGCAGUCUCCUCUCUGAAGAUCAGUUUCUGUGCUCCAUCUGUCUGGAUGUGUUCACUGAUCCAGUCACCAUACCAUGUGGACACAACUUCUGCAAGACCUGCAUCACACAUCACUGGAAUAUUAAUGACCAGACUCAGUGUCCUAUUUGUAAUAAACAGUUUGACAGAAGACCUGAACUGCAUGUCAACACUUUUAUAUCUGAGAUGGCUGCUCAGUUCAGAAGGUCAGUUAAAAUAAAAGCCAACAGCAGCUCACAGCAGCACCGAGCAGACACAGGAGAAGUUCUCUGUGACGUCUGCACUGAAACCCAGACGAAGGCCCUGAAGUCCUGCCUGGUGUGUCUGGCCUCCUACUGUGAGACUCACCUGGAGCCUCACCGGAGAGUCACAGGCCUGAAAAGACAUAAGCUGAUUGAUCCUGUGGAGAACCUGGAGAGCAGGAUGUGUAAGAAACAUGAGAGACCUCUGGAGCUGUUCUGCAAGACUGACCAGAUGUGUGUGUGUCAGUUCUGCACUGAGUCAAGUCACAAGAGACACCACGUCAUUUCUUUAGAAGAUGAAUAUGAAGGAAAGAAAGCUAAACUUGGAAAGACAGAGGCUGAAGUUCAGCAGAUGAUCCAGGAGAGACGACUGAAAAUUCAGGAGUUCAAAAAGUCAUUGGAGCUCAGCAAGGAAGAUGCAGAGAAACAGACAGCAGCGAGUGUGCAGGUCUUCACUGAUCUGAUCCAGUCUGUUGAGAGAAGUCUGGCUGAGGUCAUUGAGAUGAUUACAGAGAGACACAACACAACAGAGAAACAGGCAAAAGGCUUCAUCAAAGAGCUUGAAGAGGAGAUCUCUGAGCUGAUGAAGAGAAGCUCUGAGCUGGAGCAACUCUCACGCACUGAAGACCACCUCCUGCUUCUCCAAAGCUUCCCAUUCUUAAUCCAUGCUAAAUCCUUGAGGGACUGGACAGAGGUCAGAGUUCACCCAUCAUGUGAAGGCGCUGUUAGGAGUACUGUGACUCAGCUGAAGGAGACACUCAUUAAAGAGGUUAAAAGGCUGUGUGCCAACCUUGAGGUGAAGAGGGUCCAGCAGUUUGCGGUGGAUGUGACUCUUGAUCCUGAAACAGCAAAUCCCCAUCUCAUCCUGUCUGAUGAUGGGAAGCAAGUCAGUUAUGGUGACGUGAAGCAGAAUCUUCCCAACAACCCAAAGAGAUUUUAUUUAUAUUCUGUCCUAGGAAAGCAGAGUUUCUCUGUGGGAAGAUUUUAUUAUGAAGUCCAAGUCAAAGGGAAGACUGCCUGGACUUUAGGAGUGGCCAGAGAGUCUGUCAACAGAAAGGACACCUUCAUCACUUUGUCCCCAACAAAUGGCUACUGGACUGUAUGUAUGAUUAAAAGAAAUCAGUAUGAAGCCUGUGCCGGCCCUUCAAUCCGUCUUUCUCUCAAGUCAGAGCCUCAGAGGGUGGGGGUGUUUGUGGAUUAUGCAGAGGGUCUGGUCUCCUUUUAUGACAUUGAUGCUGCAGCUCUCAUCUACUCCUUUACUGGCUGUAGGUUCAAUGAGAAGCUCUACCCAUAUUUCAAUCCAUGGCAUAAUAGUGAUGGUAAAAACUCCACUCCCUUAACUAUUUGUUCCAGUUAUCACAGUGAAUAGACUAAUCAGAGUCACUGUCAUGUAAAUGAGCUAUAUCACCUCACGGGUGUUUGAGUUUCCUGUGGUUUUUGUGGGGUUUUCUAUUUGUCUUUUUUAUGUUUCUCAUUACUGCAGAAAUAAAACAAUUUGUACAUCUACAUAACUGUUAUUUCAGUGGGUUUUGCAACCAUUAAAAAAAAAAUCUGAAGUAAACAUUGAAUUUAUUUACAAUGUAAAUUUUAGACUGCAAAACUCUUCAGAUGUACUACAGAAUACCUAAAGAGAACAUUUGUCCAUCAAGGGUUAGUGCACUGUUGGUUCUGCUCCACUGGGAGGCGCCAGAGAAAUACUCAAGAUCCUUGGUGGAGCCUGUGUGGUGGGGAGCUGUAAAAUCAGUCUCCAAAGAGUUUUAAAUAAAAAAGUUUCUUAAUUUGCACAAAAAUUUAAUUGGAGACAACUCUUCUCCUGAUUUGAAAUUGGAAAUUCAACAUUACAUUUUGGGUAACUCAGUUUAUUUGGAAGCACAACCAAAUUCUGCACUGAAUUCCCUGUGUGCCAAAAUUACAAUAGAUAUUUAUAAUACACCACAACAAUACAAACAUUAAUGAAUACACAUUGAUGUGUUAGUUAAUCAAGAAAUUGUGAGAUCAUAAAAUGAAACUAAUUCUGUGAAACGUCAAUUCAUGGCAAUUAUCCAAAACAUUAUGAAAAGUGACAUUAUCAGAUUAAAGUGCCUAGGGGGAAAAGUGCCACUGUAAUUUAAAGUUGAAAAGUUUUGAAAAGGGGCGCUGCACAAUAAAAUCAAUGGUAAAAUAUAAAUAAAACAGUUACAAUAAAUCUCAGUCAUCAUUUUAAAUGAAUGAUGAAAUAACACUUUGUCAGUUUAUUAUUUUAUUCCAUUAUUUCACAACUUACCUAUUUAAUUUUGUAUUAUAUUUCCUAUAUUUGUGUGCUUUUUUCCUUUCAUUUGCAUAACGCUAAUCUAAUUUUAGCCCACACUGGCUUAUUUAAUAUCUGAAUUUUUGGAGUUGGGGAUUUGUUGAUCAUUAUUUCUUAAAUGAAGUUAACAAUUUGCUGGUUGAUUUUUAUAUUUUAUUGAUUAUUCAUUUGGUAGUAAAGAGCAUUUAAUUCUAAUGUGAAAUGUUUUAUAUACUUUUCAUGACAUUGAAUGAUGAAUGAUGUCCAAUGACUAAUGACUCCACAACAACCCACUGUACUUAAGUACAGUACUUAGGUACAUGUUCUUUGUUACUGUCCAUCACUGGUCCCAUGCAACAUCAGUGGAGAUAUCUGAGGAAUAUUCUCUUGUUCUUUGCUGUGUGACAGAACAAUUAUUGCUAGUGUAUAGAGAUAUUUUGUAGUUGAGUACAGUGAGUUUGAAUUUUAAUUAAGAAGAAAUGCCUUUGUAACUCAAGUAAACACUGUGGGAGUCUGUACAGUCAGCCUCCUACUUUCUGUUAGUCUAAGAAAUUCCUUCUGUCUGACGUCACAGAUUAUGGUCUGGAAUCAGUCUGGGAUUUCUUUUAGUGUUUUUCUUUCUUGCCUGAGAAGACAACUAU